AUGGUACUUUCGCGAACCUGCUUUUCAAGGUACCUUGCUGCUCGUUAUCAUACCCAUAAUAGCUUCAGUACUAUGUCAGUGCAAAAAAGUAAGCCACACGAGCUUCGGACGGCAACAGAGCCUCGACAGAACUCCCUCUAUAAGCUGAGAGUGUCUCAGAUAUCCCAGAUUAAUCCAACCAUUCGACUUAUCCAAUUCAACAUUAUUUCUGGUUGCGAUUUACCUAGUGGAUCUAAAGAUAAUUUCGAGAGCCAACCUUCCUUGAGAUUUUUACCUGGACAGUGGCUCGACGUACAUAUACCCAAUAUAAAACAUGCAGGUGGAUUUACUAUAACAUCCACCCCUCAGGAUGCUUCUACUCAAGAAUCCAUUAAUACAACUGCAGAUGAAAAUGAUAAACGCCCUCCAUACGUCGAAUUAGCGGUUCAAUAUUCACCUACUAACCCGGCCGCUAAGUGGUUUUGGCAGCCUACUGAGCAGAUAUUGGAUGCCCAUGUCAAAGUUAGGGUUGGCGGUGGGUUUGUCUGGCCGCCGCCGAAUGGUAUGGCAUUGGACAAGAUUAGGAAUGUUGUGUUUGUGGCCGGUGGUGUUGGUAUCAACCCGCUCAUAUCAAUGAUCUCGUAUAUUUACCGGACACGCUCUUGCCUUCCAUCUCCCACAAGGAUUCAUUUCCUAUACUCAACUAGAAUCCCUUUAUCGUCCGCUCCUAUGAACGUAGCAAUGCCCAAUGAAACUGUGGAUAAAAUGCCCUUUGCUGCGGCAUCUAAGAUAUUAUUCCUAGACCGCCUUCAGCAUAUCAGUCGCAACUGGAACCAAACGGAAAAUGAUAUCAACCCCCUCGACGUGCAACUGUUUCUCACAAACUUGCCCUUGGCAAACGGUGAAGGCAAUAAGGUUGACGUUCACCCCGAUAUACUGGAUACAAACAGUCAAAUUACAGUUCAUGGCCGACGCAUUACGGCAGGAGAUCUACGCAAAGCUGUGGGCGAAAAUGAGGAGCUAAGGAGUAGAACGGUAUGCUACGUUUGCGGUCCCCCAGCUAUGACAGAUGAGUUUGUUAAGGAAUUGAAGAGCUUCAUUAUCAAUGAAGAUGAAGAAGCGAGGGGGAGAGUAUUCUAUGAAAAGUGGUGGUAA
This is a messenger RNA of Nannizzia gypsea CBS 118893, 1134 nucleotides long. RefSeq lists its product as hypothetical. Bases 1 to 1134 code for a protein of 377 amino acids. The transcript has 3 exons. Gene Ontology annotation, cellular component: mitochondrion. NCBI's taxonomy places the organism in Eukaryota, Fungi, Ascomycota, Eurotiomycetes, Onygenales, Arthrodermataceae. The record is from RefSeq and is a predicted model, not a curated record. Gene Ontology annotation, molecular function: oxidoreductase activity.